Molecule: messenger RNA, 3320 nt
Organism: Culicoides brevitarsis
Lineage: Eukaryota; Metazoa; Arthropoda; Insecta; Diptera; Ceratopogonidae
Product: heat shock 70 kDa protein 1A-like
Exons: 3
Coding region: 1-3300 (1099 amino acids)
Biological process (GO): protein folding
Cellular component (GO): cytosol; nucleus
Molecular function (GO): protein binding; ATP binding; ATP-dependent protein folding chaperone
Source: RefSeq, a predicted model, not a curated record
AUGAGUAGUCAACCAGCAAUUGGCAUCGAUUUGGGCACAACAAACUCAGUUAUUGCAGUUUAUCGUGAUGGAAAAGUCGACAUUUUAGCAAAUGAUCAAGGAAAUCGAGCAACUCCGUCGUGUGUGGCUUUUACGGAAACGGAGCGUCUUGUUGGCGAAGGAGCUGUGCAUCAAGCGCACAAUAAUCCUAAAAAUACGAUUUAUGGAGCAAUGCGUUUGAUUGGUCGUGAAUUUGAUGAUCCCGAUGUUUUGCGAGACAUGAAAAAUUGUCCAUUUGCUAUCAUUGAGGAAGACGAGCACCUUAAGAUUCGUGUUCAGUACAAGGGUGAGACAAAAAAGGUGUAUCCAGAGGAAGUUUUAGCUGCUAUUUUAGAUAAAAUGCGUUUAAAUGCCGAAGCUACUCUCGGAACAAAAAUCAAAGAUGUUGUCAUCACAAUCCCGGCUUAUUUCAACAAUUUACAACGUGAAGCAAUGAAAAUUGCUACAGAUAUUGCCGGAUUGAACGUCGUUCGGAUGAUUAACGAGCCCAAUGCUGCUGCUCUUGCUUAUGGAAUUGCAGGACAAAAGCGUAAAAAUGCUUUGAUUUUUGACUUGGGUGGCAGUACUUUUGAUGUCGCGGUUGUUACGAUUAAGGCAAAAGACUGUAAAGUUCGCACAAUUACCGGUGACACACAUCUCGGAGGUGAGAAUUUUGAUACUUUGAUGGUCAACCACUUUGUUGACGAAUAUUGUCGAAAGUUUGACCAAGAUAUAUCAAAAGAUAAAGAACUUUUGCGAAAUUUGAGAAUUCAUUGUGAGCGUGCCAAGCGAAUACUUUCGUCACAAACUCAGGCAACGUUUCAACUUGAGGGCACAAAGUUAGAAGGACAAAUCACACGAGCUCGUUUCGAGGACUUGUGUCACGAUUUAUUCGAAAAGUCAAUUAAAUUAGUGGAAAAAGCCUUGGAAGACUGCGAAAUGUCGAAAGCAGAAAUCGACGACGUCAUUUUGGUCGGCGGAAGUUCCCGCAUUCCCAAAAUACAAGAAAUGUUGCAGAAGUUCUUCGAUGGCAAGGAAUUGCUCAAGUCGAUCAAUCCCGAAGAAUGUGUCGCUUAUGGGGCGGCAGUUCAAGCAAAUUUCUUGCAACAAAAUCCAAAAGAAUUUAUUUUCCAAAAAAGUGAACCACUAAAAAAGUCAGUUGGCGAAAAAAAUGAAAUUGGAAUCGGAAUCGACAUCGGAGCCUCAAAAAUUGAAAUAGCUGUAUGUCGUGGAGACACAGCUGAAAUUGUUUCAAAACGUGUAUUUAGAGAAUCGACUCCAUUCUGUGUUGCUUUUAACGCAAAUGAGCGCUUAUUUGGAAACCAAGCUGAGGACCAAUUUACGUUCAAUCCGGAAAAUACCAUUUUUGGAAGAGAUGUCAAACGAAUUAUUGGAUUGCAUGUUGAUGAGCUGUUAUCCAACAAAAAUGACGUAAAAAUCAUCGAAGAAAAUGAUUGCUUGAAAUUUUUAGUUCAAUACAAAGGUUCCAAACACAAUUUUUCGCCGGAAGCUGUUCUCUUGAUGGCUUUAAGUAACGUAAAGUGUGAAAUCGAAGCCGUUUUGCAACAAAAAAUCACAAAAGCAGUCAUCACGGUGCCAUCGAUGUUCAACAGUUCCCAAAGAUUUGCCGUUAAAAAUGCUGUUCUCGCUGUUGGAAUCAAAGUUGAAAGCAUUUUAAACGACUCGACAGCUUCUGCGAUUACUUACAUGAUUGAACGGCAUGGAAGCAUCGACAAAAACAUCUUGAUUUUCGACAUGGGAGCAACUUCAACGGAUGUCGCUGUGGCUCAUUUGACUGGAAAUUUAAUUAAAAUCAAAGCUUGUGGCGGAAAUUUGGAACUGGGAGGCGACAGUUUCGUUCUUUUGUUACUCAAACACUUCAUUCAAGAAUUUGAAAGAGAAAAAUGUGUUCGUAUCAGCGAUAACAAAUAUCAAGUGGCUCGUCUUCGCUUCGAAUGCGAGAAAUUUAAGAAAAUGUUGUCAGGAAACAAGGAACCAAUUUUAGAUAUUGAUAAAUUCUACAACGACGAAACGUAUCAAUUGAGAAUGACACAAGAGUUUUUCGAAAUUCUUUGCCAAGAUUUGUUCAAAAAAGUUGAAGAAGUCAUAAACGACGUUGUUGGAGCUGCAAAAUUCGAAAUUGAUGAAGUCAUUUUCGUUGGCAAUGGCGGAAGAAUUCCAAAAAUUGAAGAGACAAUUGCGAAACUUUUUAAUAAAGAAUUAUCGAAAGUACUCAAUACAGACGAAUCUGUAGCGAUGGGAGCAGCGUAUUUUGCUGCUCGUAAUUUUUCCAAGGCUUACAGAAUAAAGUCAUUAAAUGUGAAGCAAGUUACAGCAAUUCCGCUAAAUCUCGACCUUAAAGAAAAUGGAGUAAUAACCUUGAUUCGAAGAGGAAAGUUUCUUCCAAUCAGCAGUGAAAUAACUUAUCGGACCGAAAAUGAAGUCAAAAUGUGCAUUAAAGCAGGAGAACAUAUAUUUGUUGAAGGACCUAUUAGUCGUGAAUUUCUUAUAUCAAGUGAGUUUGACAAGGAUGGGCUAUUAAAAAUGUUAUGGAUCUGCGAAAACAUUCCAGAACCUCCUUUUAUUUUGUUAAAUCAUCAAAAAAUUUCAAGCCCGAUAAUCAGCCAUAUUCAAAGAUUAGAACAAAUGUUUCAGAAGCAUGAUAUCGAAUUAAAAAAAGCAAAAGAAAUGAAAAACGAGCUCGAAAAAGUUUGCCUUAGAUAUAAACGCAAAAUAAAUUUAACAGAAAUUAAGGAACUUCUCACCGAAAAUGAAAUUAAAAAAAUUAAAAAUAUUUGUUUUGAAACUUUGGAUUGGCUGGAGGACAAUUCAUACCCAGACAUUUCAGAAAUUCAGAAAAAAACCGAAAAUAUCAAAAAUGAGUGUAAUCAUUUGUUUGAAAAGGCAAAUUUUCUAAAAGCGAUGCAACAUGCCGAUAAUCUUCUAAACGAAAAAAAUUUCCUUCAAGCAAGUUCCGUUUACCAACAAAUUUUGACCAGAUAUUUAAAUUAUUUGGAUGAAGUGCAACGAAUCGAUGUGAUGUUUAAACGAGUCUCGGCAUUAAUGGAAAUCGAAGACUUUCGUGAAAUUAUCAAAAUCCUAGAUUUAAUGAAGGAAAAUGAAGUAGAUGAUGCUACGCGUGUCAAAAUAUUCCAUAAUUGUGCAGUUUGUCAGUUCGAAUUGAAAGACUACAAAAAAUGCAUCGAAAAUGCGGAAGUUGCAUUGGCGUUGGAGGAAUGUCCGGCACUUCGUCUUCUCUUAAAAAAAGCCAUGAGACAAUAAUUUUUUUUUAAAUGCUAAAA